ACUGAGAUGUAUAGUGAGCCCUAAAUCACAAAAUUAAGAAUCGGAACUAAACGAACACAGCUCAGCAGCUCCGGCAACAACCAGCGGCUCCGGCAACAUUAACAACAGGAGAGAUGAAACUCAUUCGGGGUUUGUUGAGGUCCGUGAAUGUCGGUUUGCCGAACCAAUUUCAGCUGCCCCAGAUUGUCAGAACUUUUUCUAUGAACCCAACUUCAGGUAGUGAUGAUAGCCAAGGAACAAACUUAUUUGAGUCUCCUGAUGAAUUCGAGCGUCGGAUAUUUGGUGAUGGUUCUGGGAGUGGUUCAAAAUCUAAUGCAUUCUAUCAAAAGCUUGAGAGAAUUGAGAAGGCUCAUGACAGAUCUGGUUUCAGUUCUAAAUUUAAUCUUGGAAAUAGAUCCGUGUUUUCGGAUGGUCUAGAUGACAGUUUUAGCUCAUUGUCAGACGGGAUGGAUGCAAAACUGAAGAAAGAAGCCAGAUAUUUUGAGUUUGAUGAUAAUGAAAUAGAGAAAGAAGAUUAUGCUUUCAGGCCAGAUAAGAAUUUUAGGCGUGGGGAGACCUAUGAUACCAAGGAUCUAGAUCUUACAAAACCUGGUGUACGUAAACCUUUUAAGAGAUAUGAGUUUGAAGUAACAACAGCGGAAGUACUGAGGAAAGCCGAUUUCAGGAACGUCAGAUUCCUUGCCAACUUCCUUACCGAGGCUGGAAUUAUCAUCAAGAGGAGCAAGACUAAAAUUAGUGCCAAAGCACAGAGGAAGGUUGCUAGGGAGAUUAAGACAGCCCGGGCUUUUGGUUUAAUGCCUUUUACCACGAUGGGCACCAAACAUUUUGUUUUCGGAAAGACAAUGGAGGAUCUUGAUGAGGAUUAUGGAUAUGACGUUCACAAUUUUGUUGAUGAAGACAGCCGGGACCCUCUUCGCGACUAGGUGCUGAAGCGCAUAUGUUUUGGCUUUGGGAUAUUGGAUACAAAGGGACACAGUUCCUGAACUAUGCAUGCCCCAAUCUAAGGUUUGGUCUGAAGGUAAGAUAGCAGGCUGUAUGGAAGGCGGUUGGAGAGAAACAGAAUCCUUGUUUUGUUUGGAAUAAAAGGAGAAGGGAGGGAAAGGAGGAGGGACAAUAUUUCCACAGGACCCAAAGGAUUUGGUAUCCGUCCGCAUUUAGUUACUAGUUUUUCUGCUCUACUUUUCUUUUCCAGUAUAAGGCAGUAAUAUCAAUUACAUAUCUAGGGGGGAGUGAGAAGAGAAACUUGAACCCAACCACUGGGCUACCCCUUUAAUAUUUUUUGGUUACUACGUUGAAUAACAAAAUAAAGGCAUGGUUUAAAAGCAUUACUUUACUCCCUUUUCUCCUUUCCACCUGAACAAACAACUUGGAGGAAACUCAGUCCUUGCCCUCAAGAUCGAAUUCCCUUUCGUUUUCCCCUAUCCUAGGUAGCCACCUCAGCUAACACGUAAGACAACUGAGAGCUAGCUAGCAUGGACAACGAAGAAAACAUUCACUGCUGAUUAUGUAAGCCACAUCUCUCCAUAUCCUACCGUAAAAUCUCUCUCCAGGGCCUUCUUCGAGUAUUGCUUUGCAAUAAGGUUACUUGACUUCUCUGGCCUAAUCUUUUCAGAAAUAUCCAUUGUCUCCAUAUUUCUGGAGUUAUGAUCAAGCAAUGGUCCAAUAAUGGAUGUGCACAAAAAGCUUGAACAACAAUAACGGAUUGGUACUAACAUGAAGUUCUACCAAUUUAUGAUAGAAGAGAAGGCGAGGAAGAGGAUCCAUAUAGAAGAUACAACUGCUUCCAAUAAGAUCACAUGCAAAGCUGGAUAUCAUGGAUGUGUUCUUAUGACUUAUUAUAAGUUCCAACUAGUAGACAUGCAUGCAAAAGUCAGAUUUUGUGUAACAACGGAUAAUGUUCAAAAGGUGACUGAAUCUUGAAAAAACAUGGUCCCGCUGGAGAAACCAGAAGGAGAAAUCUGACCUGCAUAUUAAAUGCAACCAUUUGAGCUCCAUGUG
Rhododendron vialii is the source of this 1998-nucleotide messenger RNA. RefSeq lists its product as uncharacterized. The coding region runs from base 114 to 923 and encodes 269 amino acids. The transcript has 7 exons. Gene Ontology annotation, cellular component: mitochondrial small ribosomal subunit; ribosome. NCBI's taxonomy places the organism in Eukaryota, Viridiplantae, Streptophyta, Magnoliopsida, Ericales, Ericaceae. Gene Ontology annotation, molecular function: small ribosomal subunit rRNA binding; structural constituent of ribosome. Gene Ontology annotation, biological process: translation. The record is from RefSeq and is a predicted model, not a curated record.